CCAAAACAUCCUUCUCAUAAGAGAAUGUGGAGUGGAGUGGAGUGACUAUAUCACAUGUACUCAUAGCCAUGUGUUUGUUUCCUCUUGCACUUGGUGGAUAUUGGGCUUAUGGAAACAAGGUACCUUUCAAAAAUGCACAAGUGGUGAAAGCAGUUUCUCAAUUCCAUGGAAAAAACAUCUCAGAAUUUGUUCUGGGACUACUUUGCAUACUGGUACUGAUAAAUUGCGUAGCUACAUUCCAAAUCUAUGUCAUGGUAGUUUUUGACAACAUGGAGAUGAAGUACACCAGUAAGAAGAAGGAACCGUGCCCGAGAUGGCUUCGGAUAGUUUUUCGCCUUUUCUUUGGAGGACUCGCAUUCUUUGUGGCAGUGGCCUUGCCAUUCCUGGGAGACCUAUCACCCCUAAUUGGAGCAGUUACAUCGGUGCCUUUGACAUAUGUUUAUCCAUGUUUUAUGUGGAUUUCUAUCAAGAAACCAAAGCCAAAAGGUGUCAUUUGGUGUACUAAUAUGGGACUCGGAUGCUUGGGAAUGGUUUUGAGUGUUCUUUUUGUUGUUGCAGCAGCUUGGAAUUUGGCUGACAAAGGUUUGGUUGCCAACUUCUUCAAGCCGUAAUUGUUAAGACAACCACCGGAACCUAAAAGAUUUUUGUUGCGGAGGGGACAGAGAAAAACAUAUAGAUGCAAUCAGCACCCUGGAACUUAUAAGUUAUCCCAGAAGUGAUAAAUGUGGAUUGGAAAUUUGGAAGUUUCGAGCUCAAGAUCACCUACGACCAGAACUUCGAUGCCGUAGCAGACAAUCACUGGACCCUGAAACUUCAAGUUAUUAGUGACUGGCAAAGUAUACUAUAUACAAGCUAACAAUGAUGAAUUAAUCCCAAAAUAAACAGAAAAAUUUAUUGAAACUGAGAAACUCAUGUAACAGGAUGAAUGAGGACUCAUCAAUUUUGCUACAUUGAGAAACUCAA
Messenger RNA from Rosa rugosa (rugosa rose), 963 nucleotides. RefSeq names its product lysine histidine transporter-like 8. The transcript has 2 exons. The coding region runs from base 69 to 611 and encodes 180 amino acids. Gene Ontology annotation, cellular component: plasma membrane. NCBI's taxonomy places the organism in Eukaryota, Viridiplantae, Streptophyta, Magnoliopsida, Rosales, Rosaceae. The record is from RefSeq and is a predicted model, not a curated record.